Molecule: messenger RNA, 897 nt
Organism: Triplophysa dalaica
Lineage: Eukaryota; Metazoa; Chordata; Actinopteri; Cypriniformes; Nemacheilidae
Product: gastrula zinc finger protein XlCGF7.1-like
Exons: 1
Coding region: 1-897 (298 amino acids)
Source: RefSeq, a predicted model, not a curated record
AUGAUAAUUCACACAGGACAAAGCCCAUACACUUGUGUUCAGUGUGGAAAGUGUUUCGGUCAGAAAUGCAAUCUGGAGAGACACAUGAGAAUUCACACUGGAGAGCGCCCGUACAGGUGCAGUGAGUGUGGAAAGAGUUUCAUAUAUAACACAUCUCAUAAACUGCACAUGAGAAUUCACACAGGAGAGCUACCACUCACAUGUCUUCAGUGUGGAAAGACUUUCGGACAGAAAUGCAAUCUGGAGAGACACAUGAGAAUUCACACUGGAGAGCGGCCGUACACGUGCAGCGAGUGUGGAAAAAGUUUUUCAGAGAAAGGAAGUUUUAAAGCGCACAUGAGAAUUCACACAGGAGAGCGUCCGUAUAUGUGCAGUGUGUGCGGAAAGAGUUUCAGGGAGAAGAAAUCUCAUAAACUGCACAUGAGAAUUCACACUGGAGAUCGUCCACACACAUGUCUUCAGUGCGGAAAGAGUUUCAGGGAGAAGAAAUCUCAUAAACUGCACAUGAGAAUUCACACUGGAGAUCGUCCACACACAUGUCUUCAGUGCGGAAAAAGUUUCAGGGAGAAGAAAUCUCAUAAACUGCACAUGAGGAUUCACACUGGAGAGCGCCCAUACACUUGUCCUCAGUGUGGAAAGAGUUUUGGACAGAAAGCCAAUCUGGAGAUUCACAUGAGAGUUCACACUGGAGAGCGGCCGUACAUAUGUGCUGAGUGUGGAAAGAGUUUCAGACACAAAUGUAAUCUUAAGACCCACAUGAGGAUUCACACUGAAAAAAUCCCACACGCAUGUGUUGAGUGUGGACAACAAUUCAAAACAGAGGGAAGCCUUAAAAUUCACAAGAGACUUCAUCUUGAAGAAAGCCCAGACAGCAAGAGAGCAGAUGAAAACCAUUGA